Messenger RNA from Mizuhopecten yessoensis (Yesso scallop), 639 nucleotides. Its product is annotated as cell wall protein DAN4-like. The record is from RefSeq and is a predicted model, not a curated record. Bases 1 to 639 code for a protein of 212 amino acids. Lineage: Eukaryota; Metazoa; Mollusca; Bivalvia; Pectinida; Pectinidae. The transcript has a single exon.
AUGGGAACUUCUUCAACUCCCGGAUCAGCUGCAACAAACCAUACAACUUCAACUUUAGGGACAACUGCAUCAACACAAUCGCAGACAUCAACCUCCUCAGGAACUACAACAACAGCACCACAAACAACGUCUCCAGAAACAACUUCAACAGCAGUUACAACAUCAACCCCACAGACACCUACAUCAACUCCGGGGACAACUCCAACAUCAACUCCGGGGACAACUCAAACAUCAACUCCGGGAACAACCCCAACAUCAACUCUGGGAACAACUCAAACACCAACUCCGGGGACAACUCCAACAUCAACUCCGGGGACAACUCAAACAUCAACUCCGGGAACAACAAGUCAAAUAAUCGAGUCAUCGACUUCAACAACAACAGGAAAUACAACAAAGACAGAGCUUCCACCGACAAGCGCACCUAUGAUUUCUGAAGUGGACGAGAGCACCAUCGCCGUUGCUGCUGUGGUAGCCAUCAUUGUCUGUGUUGUUCUGGUGGUCGUGGCUGCCGUCGUGGGUAACUUUGAGGACAAAUUAUUGGGCUUUUCUAGAAAGAGAAAGCUGUCCAUGUUUGUCAACGGUGGUGUUGGUCUGGACACGGGAGACCGGCCGUUAUCUGAAGAAUAUACUCAGUUUUGA